AUCAUGUGCUCAACCAUCACAGGAGGAAGUGUGGCUCGCUCUGCUUUCCUCUCCCUCCCACAUCUGCCCACCCGUCUGCUCUUUCACUCCCUCCCUCGACUGAGCGGAGAGCUGCAGACCUUCUAGACAUCCUCCUCCAGGGCCGGCAGGUGAUCCAUGGAGGCAUCCGUACAGGAGAGGAACGAUUCUCUGCCGCCUCUGCCCACCCUCAGCCCGGCCGUGCCACCUUACGUCAAGCUGGGUCUGACGGUGGCGUACACCGGCUUCUACUCGCUGCUCUUUGCUUUCGUGUACGCUCAGCUCUGGCUGGUGCUGAGAUACGGACACAAGCGCUUCAGUUAUCAGACGGUGUUUCUGUUCUUGUGUCUGCUGUGGGCAGCGCUGCGUGUCCUCCUCUUCUCCUUUUAUUUCAGAGACUGUGUGACGGCUAACACGCUGGGUCCCGUCUCCUUCUGGCUGCUCUACUGCUUCCCGGUGUGUCUUCAGUUCUUCACACUGAGUCUCAUGAAUCUUUACUUCGCACAGGUGAUUUUUAAAGCAAAGUCGAAAUACUCACCAGAACUUCAGAAGUACAGGUGUCCUCUGUACCUGCUCUCACUGUCCAUCAGUCUGAUCUUCUUACUGGUGAACUUGACGUGUGCACUGCUGGUGAAGAUGACACAGACAGACCGAGAGAUCAUCGUUCUGGUGCGUGUGGCCAUCAAUGACUCGCUCUUCGUCCUCUGUGCCAUCACACUGUCACUGUCUCUCUACAAGAUCGCCAAGAUGUCUCUGGCUAACAUCUACCUGGAGUCCAAGGGAACAUCUGUGUGUCAGGUGACUGUGAUCGGAGCGACUGUGAUUCUGCUGUACGCGUCUCGCGCGUGUUAUAAUCUAGUGGUGCUCGCGCUGGCCAACGUUCAAAGCAUCAACUCAUUUGACUAUGACUGGUACAACGUGUCCGAUCAGGCCGAUCUGAGGUUGACGUUGGGCGACGCUGGAUAUGUGGUGUUUGGGGUGGUCCUGUUUGUCUGGGAGCUGUUGCCCACCUCUCUGGUGGUCUUCUUUUUCAGAGUGCGUAAGCCGGCUCAGGACAGGAAUGGAUCCGUAAUCCAUGGACGCAUGUUCUCAUCCAGAGCGUAUUUCUUUGACAACCCGCGGCGUUACGACAGCGAUGAUGAUCUGGCGUGGAGUAUAAUACCACAAAACAUGCAAAACAGUUUUAUGUCUGAUGGUUAUGAGUGGGGCAGUCAAAGCAGCAGGUUCCCCACUGACACUGAGAGCGCCUCUCAUGUAGAAGCAGAGGAUUAACAUCCAUCCUGAAGCAUUCCCAAUGAAUAAUCUGCUUAUUUUGCACAAACCCACACUGUGAUGGGUAAUUGUAUGUACUAUGAACGUCAGCAAUAUUUCUGAAGAUAUCUCAAGAGAACACAAAAUUAGAGGUCUGGACCUAAAAAUACAUUUUUCAGAAUUACAAACAUUUUGAUGUAAGAUUUUAAUACCCAUACUUUUAUGAGGUCACAUAGACAUCAAUGGGAUAGUUCACACAAAAAUGAAAAGUGAUUCAUCAUUUAUUCAUUGUCAUGCUAUUUCAAAUGUUUGUAGAUUUCUUUCUUCUUCAAAACACAAAAGAAGAUAUUUUGAAGAAUGUUAAUAAACACUGAACUCCAGUGACUUCCAUCGUAUGAACACAAAACCACAGAGACAUUUCUCAAAAUAUCUUCUGUUCUGUUUCACUGAAGAAAGACAUACGAUGACUUCUGUAUCCGUACCGCUCUUCACAGACCUACAAAGCUAGAAUCAUUCUGAACAAACACUUUGACCGGAUGUCUUAAGAUACAGUACAUGAAUUAGAAUGUGAAUUAUUGUCAGAUAAUAAUACUAACAUGACACUCUGUGAAACUUUGGUUUUAUUCUGUUUGAGAAAUUAACUAAAUUUUAAUUUGGUCAAAACUGUGAACACGUGAUAUUCACACAAAACUUUCUGUAUCUUUGAGAGGUUGAGGUUUCUCCAGACUGAUGCAAUAUAAUGCAUUGAUGGAAAUAAGUUUUUAAGACAAUAUAAUGGAUUGUUGUCCAUUAUUUUGAUAAGUACAUUUGUAUUGUUUGUCUGUACAGUUUGUGUCUCUUUUAAGCCUUUGCCCUCGUGUGGUAAACGUCACUUUGUUUCUACAUUAAUAAAAAAAUCUCUUGGAAUCACAACAUAUUUAUUGAGAUGAAUUGAACUUGUCCAAGUGAUUGAAUGAAACCUUUGGUCAAGUGACCCAGACAGCAGUUUUGAAUAGAUUUAUCAUAUUACCUUCUUUUGUUCUUCUUUUUUCAGGAAUAAUCAUGAUGAAAUAAAUAAGAUUUUUAUGACCAAUUCUAUUAGAAAUUUUCAGUAAGAUUUUAUAGUUGUUAUUGGUAAAGUGUACCAAUUGUUAUUGUGAUUUUAUAAGAAUAUGUAGAAUAAAGAAUGGCAAUAAUG
Triplophysa dalaica is the source of this 2446-nucleotide messenger RNA. It is a transcript of the gene gpr137ba, whose product is annotated as G protein-coupled receptor 137Ba. Gene Ontology annotation, cellular component: lysosomal membrane. Lineage: Eukaryota; Metazoa; Chordata; Actinopteri; Cypriniformes; Nemacheilidae. The coding region runs from base 157 to 1290 and encodes 377 amino acids. The transcript has 7 exons. The record is from RefSeq and is a predicted model, not a curated record. Gene Ontology annotation, biological process: positive regulation of TORC1 signaling; negative regulation of osteoclast differentiation; negative regulation of bone resorption.